This is a messenger RNA of Erythranthe guttata (spotted monkey flower), 1766 nucleotides long. RefSeq names its product glyceraldehyde-3-phosphate dehydrogenase GAPCP2, chloroplastic. Gene Ontology annotation, biological process: glycolytic process; glucose metabolic process. Gene Ontology annotation, molecular function: NAD binding; glyceraldehyde-3-phosphate dehydrogenase (NAD+) (phosphorylating) activity; NADP binding. Lineage: Eukaryota; Viridiplantae; Streptophyta; Magnoliopsida; Lamiales; Phrymaceae. Gene Ontology annotation, cellular component: cytosol. The record is from RefSeq and is a predicted model, not a curated record.
UCUCAUUAUUUUAUUAAAAAAUCAAAGUCCCGUUUUGCUUCGAAUCAGAACAGUUUGUGGGAGCCAUACCUGAAAAUCUCCGCCUGCGCUGAUUUCAUACCAAUUUAAAUAUUAAAAGCUGUCUGCUUCUCUCUCAUCCAAAGGCCAUUCUCUCUCUCUCUAGGGUUUAGCCAUUUCAUUUUGGUUUUAUUGAUACAAAAAAAAAAAAGUACAGCUGAAAAUCUCGGUUAGUCAUCGGAUUUUAAUCGGGAAAUGGCGUUUUCCUCUUCGAUCCUCAGAUCUGCGCCUUCGCCGGUUGUCGAUGCCGACGCUUUCCGCCACUCCGAUAUCUCCAAGGUAUCAUGCCGGCACCUUAAUCAUAAUGCUAACUCCAUGAAGUUCCAGUCUAGCAUCUUUGGAACUAAUAUCCUGGCAUAUUCAUCUUCAUUAGAGAAGGUUACUGCCCGUAGUGUUCAGCCUAUCAGAGCCACGGCGACAGAAAUACCUCAAACAUUGCCAAAAUCAAGAGGCAGUGGGAAAACAAAGAUUGGCAUCAAUGGUUUUGGACGUAUUGGAAGAUUAGUUUUACGCAUUGCAACUUUUAGGGAUGAUAUCGAGGUUGUUGCUGUUAACGACCCUUUCAUUGAUGCAAAGUACAUGGCAUACAUGUUCAAGUAUGACUCGACCCAUGGACCUUACAAGGGGACCAUUACAGUCGUAGAUGAUUCAACUUUAGAAAUCAAUGGAAAGCAAAUUAAAGUUAGCAGCAAAAGGGAUCCAGCAGAGAUUCCUUGGGGUGAGUUUGGGGCUGAGUAUGUCGUCGAGUCUUCUGGCGUCUUUACAACUAUCGAUAAAGCAUCAGCACACAAAAAGGGUGGUGCAAAGAAAGUUGUAAUCUCAGCUCCAUCGGCCGAUGCUCCUAUGUUUGUGGUUGGUGUAAACGAGACUACUUACAAACCGAGCAUGGAUGUCGUCUCCAAUGCCAGCUGUACCACCAAUUGCCUUGCUCCCCUUGCCAAGGUGGUACAUGAAGAGUUUGGUAUUUUGGAGGGUUUAAUGACAACUGUCCAUGCAACAACAGCCACACAGAAGGCGGUUGAUGGACCUUCAAUGAAGGACUGGCGAGGUGGCCGUGGAGCAGGGCAGAACAUCAUACCUAGUUCCACCGGUGCUGCAAAGGCUGUUGGAAAAGUUCUUCCGGAACUUAACGGAAAGCUCACUGGAAUGGCCUUCCGUGUUCCCACUGCUAAUGUCUCUGUUGUGGACUUGACUAUUCGACUCGAGAAGAGCGCUUCUUAUGAAGAUGUGAAAGCAGCAAUAAAGUAUGCAUCGGAAGGUCCAAUGAAUGGCAUCCUUGGGUACACGGAUGAAGAUGUCGUCUCCAAUGACUUUGUUGGUGACUCAAGAUCGAGCAUAUUUGACGCAAAGGCCGGCAUAGGUCUUAGCAAGUCUUUCAUGAAGCUUGUCUCGUGGUACGACAACGAGUGGGGUUACAGUAACCGGGUGUUGGACCUGAUAGAGCAUAUGGCUUUGGUGGCGGCCACUAAAUAGAGCAGCUGCUGUUUAAGUGAAGUUAUUUUUAUGCAAUCAAAGAGUUUGCUUUUUAGUUUUUUUUUUUUUUUUUUUUUUUAAAUUUGGAUGAAUUUGAAGGGCUUCAAAAAUUAUUGUAUUAGCAGUCUUAAGAAUUUAAUAACUCAUUUAGAUAUACAUACAUUGGUUUGAAAAUUGGAUGUCACUCCACAGACCUUUGCCAUAAAUAAUACCAUCUGGAUUUGUAUUCUGUUUCA